AUGUCCGCUGUUCUCCUCUUUUGCACCGCCCAGGUGCCAGCGCAACUCAUCAACAAACUCAUGGAAGACUGCAUUCUUCCCGACCCCGAUUUCACAAUGAACUUCUUCAGCCUUGUCCGCACCCCCGACCAACCCGACGUCGACGACUGGGCGACCGAACCCCCAGUCGAUUAUUUCACCACCGGUUUCCUGGGCAAGACAGAUGCCGAACUGCGCCGGUUUCCCACAGAGCGCAUUCCCCAGGUGGAACAUGGGCAGACUGUUGACAAGAGGUGGGUUGCCGUUUUGGAUGAGCAGUCUAUGAGCACGCAGACGGUCGUCCUGCACAACUCGUAUGCGAAAAGUCUGUGGGAUGAAGUUCGUCCGGGGGAGCCCAUUCCCGCUGGCGGGAAGUCCUUUGAGGACGGCCGGAUUUGGUGGAAAUGGCGCGUUCCGUUUAAACACGCGUGGACGUUUUAUAAUAGUCUUGAAAGUGACCCUACGGCUACAACGUUGAAUCAGUAUGCGAGGCCGGAGUUGCAUAAGGACGGGGUGGUGGAUAUGGACACAGUACAGAAGAUCAUGGAUGGUGACAUGACAAUAGAGGACCUUAGUUAA
Messenger RNA from Aspergillus chevalieri, 597 nucleotides. RefSeq lists its product as uncharacterized. NCBI's taxonomy places the organism in Eukaryota, Fungi, Ascomycota, Eurotiomycetes, Eurotiales, Aspergillaceae. Bases 1 to 597 code for a protein of 198 amino acids. The transcript has 2 exons. The record is from RefSeq and is a predicted model, not a curated record.